UUAUCCCGAUGGUCACUCAUCUGGGCCCUCGCAGUUGCCCCCACUUUGGUUCCCAGGGCUCUGGGCUUCCCUCCCCGACGACAGCCAGUUACCAUCAUAGCCGCCAGAGGGCGCCCGUUAACUCCUAAAUCAGAUCAUGGCUCCAUUUUUUUAAAAAGUAAAAGUCAAGCGCUCACAGCAGCCCACAGGCCUGAUCAACAUUACCCCUCCCCCUCACCUACCUGCCCUCACCUCCUGCCCCCUCUCUCCCUCUAUACCUCACUCUUCCUGGACUUACUAGGCGUGCUCCUACCUUAGGGCCUUUACAUCUGCAGCGUCUCCAGCUGGUAUGCUUUCCCCCAGAUAUCCACAUGGCUCCUUCCCUCACCUUCAGGUCUCAAAUCAAAUGUCACCUCCUCAGGGUGGCCCUCUCUGACCUCUCUCUUUCAACGGCCUUCUUUUCCCAAGAGACUAUUACUUAUCCCGUUUCGUCAGCUCCACAGUGUAUACCAUUCUGAAAAUAUGUAAUUAUUGUCUUCUCCAGCCCUAAACGGCAGGCGUCCUGCAGCAGGAGGCACCCAGCUUGCUCUCCACUUGGCCGCCUAGUACACAGUAGGUGCUCCGUAAAUGUUUGAAGGACUCUGUUAAGAGCCUCCGACCGCGACUCUCGCCUCCCAGGCUCACCCACGUGGCACCUGCAGCGUGAACUUUCCACCACGCCCUUGCACUUGCUGUGCCCCGGCUGGCCCCAUCUGAGCCGAAUGUGAUUCCUUCCUCACCCACCCCAUUUCCACGUUUUAUUUUCUUCACCGUGCUUAAGACUAUUUAAAAUUAUUUAGUUGCUUGAAUGUGCGCUCCCCAGCGCGGUGUUCCUGCACACAGAGAACGGUUCCUGCACACAGAGAGUGAAUGAAUCAAAUAAAGCGCUCAGCACAGCCGCAAAUAUCGACAUGCUGCUGGAGGAGGUCCGCGCCGGCGACCGGCUGAGCGGGGCGGCGGCCCGGGGAGACGUGCAGGAGGUGCGCCGCCUUCUGCACCGCGAGCUGGUGCACCCCGACGCCCUGAACCGCUUUGGCAAGACGGCGCUGCAGGUCAUGAUGUUUGGCAGCCCCACCAUCGCCCUGGAGCUCCUGAAGCAAGGUGCCAGCCCCAACGUCCAGGAUGCCUCCGGCACCACUCCAGCCCAUGAUGCAGCCCGCACUGGAUUCCUUGACACCCUGAAAGUGUUGGUGGAGCAUGGCGCUGAUGUCAAUGCACCUGAUGGCACCGGGGCCCUCCCCAUCCAUCUGGCAGUGAGAGAGGGCCACACCGCUGUGGUCAGCUUCCUGGCUGCCGAGUCUGAUCUUCAUCACAGGGACGCCAGGGGGCUCACACCUCUGGAGCUGGCAAGGGGGAGAGGCGCUAAGGAUCUCAUGGACAUACUGCAGUGGCACACGGUGGCACCACUGUGACCUGGGGCCACCCACUCCGGCAGCAGGACCCGGCUGGGUUCUGUCAGAAGAGGAGGGAAGAAACACUUUCUCCCUUUCUUCCUCCUGCCCACUGCCGAGGGGCACCAGUUUGUGGCUUGUUGGUGUUGAUUUCUGGGGUGUGUGUGUUUGAGGUACAUUUCUCAUUUUUUUUUUUUCUCACCCCUUUUGGUGUGUUGGGCAGAGAAGGGCUCCUGCAGGCAACAGCCACCUAAACGGUUCGGUUUCCUCCACGCCCCGACUGCUGGGGCUACAGAUGAGUCCCAAGGGCAGAGCAUUUAAAGCCCCAGCCCUAGAGUGAGGUCAUCGCUUCCAAGGCUCCUGGAACCUGUCGACCUUGGCCGGCUGUACCCAGAGAGAGACCUCAAGUGUGCACACUGCUUUCCGGCAUGGGGGAGGGGGGAGUGUUCCAAAUCAAUAAAAGGGUAGUAUGAGUUCAUUCAUAUUUUGUUGAAAGCUUGGUUUCCAGUCCCUUGUACAGCGUUAAAGAAAAAAAAAAGUCUAUUUAUUAUGAUUUAUGGAAGAAAUUGUUGUGUGUGUAAUUUAAUGUUUUUACCCAUUAAAUUAAGACUUGUGCAUGAUCA
Physeter macrocephalus (sperm whale) is the source of this 2032-nucleotide messenger RNA. RefSeq names its product cyclin dependent kinase inhibitor 2D (gene CDKN2D). Bases 930 to 1430 code for a protein of 166 amino acids. Gene Ontology annotation, molecular function: protein binding. Lineage: Eukaryota; Metazoa; Chordata; Mammalia; Artiodactyla; Physeteridae. The record is from RefSeq and is a predicted model, not a curated record. Gene Ontology annotation, cellular component: nucleus. The transcript is spliced from 3 exons.